Molecule: messenger RNA, 2142 nt
Organism: Lathyrus oleraceus (garden pea)
Lineage: Eukaryota; Viridiplantae; Streptophyta; Magnoliopsida; Fabales; Fabaceae
Product: NAD(H) kinase 1
Exons: 11
Coding region: 246-1823 (525 amino acids)
Biological process (GO): NAD+ metabolic process; NADP+ biosynthetic process
Molecular function (GO): NAD+ kinase activity
Source: RefSeq, a predicted model, not a curated record
CUAAGUAGGGAUUGAGGGAAAGGGAAGUUACCGGAUGAAUAUCUUAUUCUUAUGUUAUGUACUAGCUUGCUUCCAUUCCAUAUUUGCACAUUAGAGUGCAUUACAAUAAGUUUGAAAGCAACGUGUUGUGAGAAUCCUAUAAAAAAACAGAGAAAUAUUGCAAGGUCAAAAACCUCCAAAGAAUUGGUUUGGUAGUAGGUAUAAGACUAGUUGAAAGGGAUCCAUCGUUCCCAUUCUCCUCUUCCAUGGCACCUCACAAGCUCAAUUCCAAUUCCUCGGGAAAUUCGAGUGUGUCGGCGUGUUCGCAGGCCGACAAUGGUUUCAUAAGUUCUUUUUCUCUAUUUCCUGAGAAAGCCGUGCAAGAGCUUCUUCAAUCGCCGGUCCAAGGCUCUGAUGAUCAUCUUAUAGAGUUCUCUGAGUCUUUAAGAACCGUCGCGAAGGCUCUUAGGAAAGUUGCGGAAGGGAAAGCUUCUGCUCAAGCGGAGGCUGCUGAGUGGAAACGGAAAUAUGAGUUGGAGAGGACUCGGAAUCUGCAGUUUGAAGAUAGAGGGAAAUCAAGCCUCGAGCCUUGUGCUGAUCUUGAUGAUUUGAAAACAAAUAACAUCGCCAAACAACCCACAAUAUAUAAUAAUGCAGCUAAUGGGCUGUCUGAAGAAUGUUGUUCUAGUAAUGGUAUUUGUUCCCAUGAGGUGCUUAGGGAUGGGAAACCUGAUUCUGAUUCCAAGAUGGUCAAAAAGGCUUCUUUUAAACUUCAAUGGUGUUGCAAAGGUGAGAAAAGUCAUCAGCACAAACAUGACGUUGUGUCUUUUGAAAGAGGAAAUAUAACCACAGCAGAGCGCAGUAGUAAACAGAUCUCUUUGAAAUGGGAGUCAAGCCCACAGACGGUGCUCAUAUUGACCAAACCAAAUUCAAUUUCUGUUCAAAUUCUGUGUGCUGACAUGGUUAGAUGGUUGAGGCAGCAUAAGAAACUACAAAUAUAUGUGGAGCCACGUGUCAAGGUGGAUCUCUUGACGGAGUCAUCAUACUUUAACUUUAUAGAAACAUGGAGUGAUGAUAAGGAAAUUUUAAUGCUGCAUACUAAAGUUGACCUUGUGAUAACUCUUGGUGGAGAUGGCACUGUCCUAUGGACAGCAUCUAUGUUCAAAGGGCCGGUGCCUCCUAUUGUCCCCUUUUCUUUAGGGUCUCUUGGAUUUAUGACUCCUUUCUAUAGUGAAAAUUACAAAGAGUGCCUUGAAUCAAUUUUAAAGGGCCCCAUUAGUAUUACAUUACGACACCGUUUGCUAUGUCAUGUUGUACGAGAUGCAGCUAAAGAUGAAUUUGAAACUGAAGAACCUAUACUUGUUCUUAACGAGGUUACUAUUGAUCGAGGUAUAUCAUCUUACCUCACAAAUUUGGAAUGUUACUGUGACAACUCCUUUGUCACAUGUGUGCAAGGGGAUGGAUUAAUCUUAUCUACGACAUCUGGUAGUACUGCAUAUUCUUUGGCAGCUGGAGGAUCAAUGGUCCAUCCUCAGGUUCCAGGUAUUUUGUUUACCCCAAUUUGCCCACAUUCCCUAUCUUUUAGGCCAUUAAUAUUACCAGAGCAUGUGACUUUAAGGGUGCAAGUACCAUUCAAUAGCAGAAGCCCUGCAUGGGCAUCAUUUGACGGCAAAGACAGGAAGCAGUUAGCACCAGGAGAUGCAUUGGUGUGCAGCAUGGCACCCUGGCCUGUUCCUACAGCUUGUCUGGUCGAUUCAACGAACGACUUCUUGCGCAGUAUUCAUGAGGGUCUUCAUUGGAAUUUGAGAAAGACACAGUCAUCUGAUGGACCCCGCGAAUCAUGACAAUAUAAUUCUUCCUUUUUCAAUGGGAAAACUAUACUACUUGGAAAUUGACAUGUCAUUUGUCAAGAUAUACAAAACGGGGUGUUUUAAAAACUAUAGAAGCAACUAUAAUUUAGUGUACUUUUCUUCCUUGUAUGAAUUGUUACUUGUUGUAGUAAUGGUAACUUAUUACAGAGCUAAUGUCCCAUCGAUGAUGGUAAAAAUGUAGAGAUUGAACCGUGAUAUAUCACGUUACUGUUAAUGACGAGAGAAAUGUAACUUUAAAAUAUUGAAUCCUUAGAUUCUUACCUUUAUAAUAAACUUAUGUGUAUUUUCUCCA